AUGGUUUGUCUUCACAUUGAAAAUGCUACAUUCAACCUGCCUUCAGCCUUCACUCAAGUGCACAAAGAUGAAUGUACCCAAUGCUUUGACAAUCAGGAUGGACCUGAGGGAAUCGACGUCUGCUUGACCUGCUUCAACGGCGGUUGUUUGGAUCAAGAGAGACACCAUGCCUUGACUCAUAGUCAGCUUACAGGCCAUGCUUUAGCUGUCAAUAUUCGUCGCACUACUGUCAGCAAUCCUAACAAGAGAAACCAUGACGAUGCACCACCUCAAAAGAUUAGCAAGAUUGCCAUUGUUAUGGAGAACGAGGAACCAAUCUACGAAUAUGUCACCAUAGUCAGAUGUCAUAUCUGUAGCACAAAGGAGAGUAAAGAAGCGACACCUCAGUUGAAUGCCAUUGUCGAUGCAGUAAUGAGCUCCUUGUCCUCUGCCAAGCAAUCCGAGGUCAAGGCUUGGGAGGAAGUGAUUACACCCUGUGAACAUACAUUAUGCCUAGUGCAAGAGGAGCCCAAGCAGUUACAAGGCCAGGAUUUAGCCCACUGCGCUGAUUGCGAAUUGAAUCAAAACUUGUGGUUGUGUUUAGCUUGUGGUAAUCUGGGUUGCGGUCGCAAGCAAUACGAUGGCUCAGGAGGCAACAAUCACGCUAUUGAUCAUUUUGAAAAGACUGGCCACGGCGUCAAUGUCAAAUUGGGAACCAUUACAGCGGAGGGCACUGCUGACAUUUACUGUUACAGCUGUGAUGAUGCGCGUGUGGAUGACAACUUGGCUGCUCAUUUAGCCAACUGGGGCAUCAACGUUUCUCAACAGCAAAAGACAGAAAAGAGCAUGACCGAACUACAGUUGGAGCAGAACAUGAAGUUUGAUUUCAGCAUGACAACAGAGGACGGAAAGCAGUUAGAACCCAAGUUUGGCGCAGGCUAUACGGGUCUCAAAAACCUAGGCAACAGUUGCUACAUGGCAUCGGUCUUGCAGUCUGUUUUCAACAUUGAGCAGUUCCAGUCAAGGUACAAUCAGCAGCUGGCGGACCACGCUUUGACAUGCACCACCGAUGCUGCUAAUUGCUGGCACUGUCAAUUGCACAAAUUAGCAGAUGGCUUACUGUCUGGCAGAUACUCUCAGCCCAUCAUCAACGAUGACGGUGUUCAGUCCCAAGACGGCAUCGCACCAGGCAUGUUCAAAGCACUCGUUGGCAAGAACCACCAGGAAUUCUCCACCAUGCGCCAACAGGACGCCUUUGAAUUCUUCCAGUACUUGUGCAAAACGAUCCAGCAAAAGGAGCACACCACAAAGAACGAUCCCACCAAAGCAUUUGACUUUAUGACGGAGCAGCGUCUUCAAUGCGGCCAAUGUAAGAAGGUUAGAUAUCAAAAGGAUCAAACCACGUGUAUCUCUAUGGAAGUACCUGCUCGUCUCAAGGACAACACCGACAAUGAAUAUGAGCCUGUUGAUUUUACCGAGUGUUUGGAUACGUUUGUAAGAGAAGAAACUGUGGAUGGUUAUCAGUGUCCCAACUGCAAUGAAAAGACAACUGCUACAAGAUCUGUCAAAUUCAGUACAUUCCCUGAAAUUUUGGUCCUGAAUCCUCGUCGUUUUGCUUUCAUCAACUGGGUUCCUCAAAAGUUGAAUAUUCCCAUCGUUUUUCCUGAGGGUCCACUUCAAUUGGACAAAUACCUUAGUUCCGGCCAACAACCAGGAGAAGAACUAUUACCAGAAGACAGCACGGACUCCUCCGCUUCUUCUUCAGCUGAGCCGUCUUUCAACCAAAAUGACAUUGAUCAACUCAAAGCUAUGGGAUUCUCGGAAAACCGAUGCAAGAGAGCAUUGUUGAACACUGGCCACAAUGGAGCCGAUAUUGCCAUGAAUUGGAUGUUUGAGCAUAUGGAAGAUCCAGAUAUCGAUGAUCCUUUGCCUACCACAUCAAGUAACACUGCUUCAAACGCUGCUUCAGGCCCCUCUGAAGAUCAAAUAUCCACAUUGCAAGAAAUGGGAUUCUCCGCUCAACAAGCCAAGAAGGCAUUGCAUGAAACUAACAAUGAUACUGAAAGAGCCUUGGAUUGGUUGUUUAGUCAUCCUAACGACACUGGAGAAAUGAAUGAGCAAACGGCCACUGACGGUGCUUCAGCCCAAGUUGUUGGAGAUGCCACUCCUCCUUUCAAUUACAAGCUGGAUUCUUUUGUCUCUCACAAAGGCACAUCUGUCCACUGUGGCCACUAUGUAUCCCAUGUGUACAAGAAUGGAGAAUGGAUCCUGUUCAACGAUAACAAGGUGGCUGUUACUCCCAAUCCACCCAUUGGAGAAGCAUAUCUUUACUUUUUGAAGAGACAGUAA
Mucor velutinosus is the source of this 2328-nucleotide messenger RNA. RefSeq lists its product as uncharacterized. Gene Ontology annotation, molecular function: zinc ion binding; cysteine-type deubiquitinase activity; protein binding. NCBI's taxonomy places the organism in Eukaryota, Fungi, Mucoromycota, Mucoromycetes, Mucorales, Mucoraceae. Bases 1 to 2328 code for a protein of 775 amino acids. Gene Ontology annotation, biological process: protein deubiquitination. The record is from RefSeq and is a predicted model, not a curated record. The transcript has 8 exons.